AUGGCGAGCGGUACCAGCUCCAGCUCGUCGUCAUCUCGACCUCAGGCGCCUCGCGUCCAGGUCGGGUGGCACCAGUUCAUCCCAUUUCUCGGCUACCAUCAUGUCUUGAUGAUACUCAUCGCCGUCGCCAUCAUCCUCCUCUCCCUGCUCCUCGCCGGCUGCUCUUCCUCCUCGCCGCUCAUCCCUGACAUCUUCCUCCUCUCCCUCUACUACCAGCGCUACGAGGCCGUGCCCGACACCGCCCAGGUCGACUACAAUGUCCACACGGCCAUGGAGAACAUUGCCGGCGCCGCGAGCCUCCAGGCGCGCGUCGGCUACUUCGGCAUCUGCGUGAACCCCGACGGCGGCUCAUGGCUGUGCAGCAACAACGCGACGGCCCUGGCCAAGGAAGUGUCCGUGGACCAGGACCCCCUGAACCUCAUCUGGCUGGCUUCACAGUUCAAGGACAUGAUUGUCUUUCCGUACUUGAUCAUCAUCGCCAUCAUCUUCGCCUUUAUCUGUCUCCUUCUCCUCGCCACCUUCCCCGGCUGGCACGAGGAGGAAGACUCCGAGGGCUCCGAGCGCGAGGUCAAGCCGUUCCCCUCCCGACCCGUCUCGCAAGUCGCCCUCGCCAUCAUCUUCAUCGCCUCCAUCUUCAUCCUAGUGUCGGUGCUGUGGCAGCAUACCGCCUCCGUCGCCGCCUCCAUCAUCGCCCAAGACUUUGGCAACGGCGUCGUGAAGAGCGGUGUGGGUACCAGCGCCAUGGUCAUGGGAUGGUUCUCCUUCACCCUCCUCAUCAUCGUCACCAUAGGCCUACUCGUCAUGAUACUCAGCAUUAGCGUCCUUGGUCAGCUGAUGCGCGACUGA
Molecule: messenger RNA, 846 nt
Organism: Drechmeria coniospora
Lineage: Eukaryota; Fungi; Ascomycota; Sordariomycetes; Hypocreales; Ophiocordycipitaceae
Exons: 3
Coding region: 1-846 (281 amino acids)
Biological process (GO): conjugation with cellular fusion
Cellular component (GO): membrane; mating projection tip
Source: RefSeq, a predicted model, not a curated record